Spathaspora passalidarum NRRL Y-27907 is the source of this 1099-nucleotide messenger RNA. RefSeq lists its product as uncharacterized. The coding region runs from base 230 to 1030 and encodes 266 amino acids. Lineage: Eukaryota; Fungi; Ascomycota; Pichiomycetes; Serinales; Debaryomycetaceae. The transcript has a single exon. The record is from RefSeq and is a predicted model, not a curated record.
AAACUGCGUAAUUAGGAAUUUGUAAUAAAAUUGUCAAUUUCAAACGAGGCUAAAAUUUGUAAUCCACCCCAGUUUUACAAAGCCGAUUCGAAGGGCUAGAAUCAAUUGUCUUUUUUUUUUUCCCAUAUAUUUUUCAAUUAUAAAUAGAAAGAAAAUCCCUUACCAAUUGUAUCUGGUUUUCUCUUCAACAACAUCAACACACACACACACACACUACAAACAAGCUGCAAUGGGUUAUCCAGAUAAUUUCAAGAUUGUCACUAAGCAAUUAUCCGACAAUUUAUUACUUGCCUCAACUUCCUUCACUAGAGUCAACAAAUUUAAUUUCGGUGCUCGUAUGGCCGUAUUCAAGACCAAUCAAGACUUAAUUGUUUGGUCUCCAUUGCCAUACAACGACCAGGUUGUUAGCACAUUAAAAGAGUUUUCCGGUGACAAGUUUAACAUUACUCAUGUUAUUGUUCCUGAUCGUGAACACAAUUUAGCUGCUAAGUCAUACAAAGACAAAUUCCCUACUGCCAAGAUCAUCGCCAUGGAAAAUAUUACUAGUUUUAAGCCAGAUUACUUGUUUACAAAAGCCAACGGUAAUAAGGUUUUGAAAGGUGAAGAAUUGAAACAAAUUGUUAAAGAUGAUGUUAUUGUUGAAAAAUUUGAAUUUGUUUAUUUACCAUUCCAUGAAAAUCAAGAAUUAGUUUUGUUUGAUAAACAAACUAAGACUGUAUUUGAAGCUGAUUUGUUAUUUAACUUGGGUGAACCAGGAACUACCAGUGGUAAGGUUGUAUUGGAACAAUUUUCUCCUGAAUUAGGAUUUAAACCAGGAUUUAACCCUCAUGGUGGAUGGUCCUUCCCAACUAGAUAUUUACAACCUUACUCAAAAGUGGGUAGAUUCUUGUUUAGAAAGAUUGUUAAUCCUGCCAAGAGUGCCCCAGGUUUGAAUGCAAUUUAUAGUUGGGAUUUCAACACUAUUGUUAUGUGUCAUGGUAAUAUUAUUACCAAAGGUGCCAAGGAUGCUUUCAAACAUGUUUUCUUGUAAGCAUUUGCAUCAUGUGUAUAUUAAUUAAUAGAAUAUUUGUUUAAUGAAUAAUAUAGUAAUUUUAAUUUU